Molecule: messenger RNA, 303 nt
Organism: Staurois parvus
Lineage: Eukaryota; Metazoa; Chordata; Amphibia; Anura; Ranidae
Source: the annotation of a GenBank genome assembly
GGGGGGGAAAGUGUCCGGACUGUAAGGGGGAGAAAGUGUCCGGACUGUAAGGGGGGGAAAGUAUCCGGACUGGAAGGGGGUGAAAGUGUCCGGACUGGAAGGGGGGAAAGUGUCCGGACUGGAAGGGGGGUGAAAGUGUCCGGACUGGAAGGGGGUGAAAGUGUCUGGACUGGAAGGGGGGGAAAGUGUCCGGACUGGAAGGGGGGAAAGUGUCCGGACUGGAAGGGGGGAAAAGUGUCCGACUGGAAGGGGGGGAAGUGUCCGGACUGGAAGGGGGGGGAAAGUGUCCGGACUGGAAGGGGG